AGCUGGGCUCGAGCCUCGAGGAGCUCAGGUCCUCGUUCUCGGCGGCAGGUACCACGGCCAUGGCGGACGCCGAAGACCCGCGCGAGGCACCGUCCGGCCCGAGCGGGGAUGCUUCCUCUGCAGUGGCCGACGCACCUCGCCUGCUCGACGCGCUCGAGAGCCUUCGGCUCGACGUGGAGGCCGUCUUCGACAGGCACAGGGGCCUCUGGCCGAAGGCCCCCGGGCCGCCCGAGCGCCCCAGGCCUCCCGUCCUGGGGCCCGCCGAUAGGGGGCAGGACCUCCCGUCCCACCCCGUGGGCCUGCAGCUGCCGCCCAGGACCUCGGAGCGCCGCGUGUUUCCCGUCGUCCCGACCGAGCAGAGGUUGAGCGUGGCCUCGAGGAUCAGCCUCGAGACCGUGGACAGCAUGCCGCCCUCGCUGAGGGGCCUAAGGAGGGAGCGGGAGUCCAUCCACACGGAGGGUUCCGUUCGGAACUGGAUGCGCGGCCUGGUGGAGGAGACGCAGGCGCGCUCGCAGCCUUUGACUGAAAUUCACCGGAGGAUGUCAGUGAUGUCAGCGAAACUCAACCAGAAUUUCCGUCCCGCAAGGUCAGGGUCGGCCGACUUCAUACCACGGCUGGUGAAGCGCACCGAGUUCGACAUUGCCCGUAUCAUAUUGAUGAUUCUGGAUGUCGUGCUUGUGGCAUGGGAUAUGCAGGACGCAGCGAACCGUGCAACAUCUAGCUUGCACAGCAGCGCGGGCAUCGACGACACCGUGCUCUUCACGGUGCUCCAGGACCUGUCCUGCGUGCUCUUCGUCCUUGAUCUCUGCUUCAGGUUCGCGGCUGGCCAGCUCAACCCGAUCAACUCUGACGGAAGGGGGUGGCAGAGGUUCCAGGUCGUGGUCGUUGUGGCACAGCUGCUGCAGGCCAUCGGCCAGCACUCGCAUCGGCACCAGAGGUCCUCUUCGCGCUUCCGGACCUCGCUCGCCAUGCUCUCCACGCUGCGCCUCGCCAGGGUCCUGUCGCUCGUGCUGGUGACCGACGUGAUCCGCCGGCACCGCUUCUUCCGGGAGCUGCGGAUCAUGGUCCUGUCGCUCACGGGGGCGGUCAAGGCGAUGGUGUGGUCCAGCCUGCUGGUCCUCAUGAUCCUGCUCAUCUUCGGCACCGUGCUGUCCGAGGGAGCGCUGGCCUUCGUGGCGCAGAACGGGCCACCCGCGGCCGAUGCGCCAGACGGGUCGGCUGCGCUCCUCGCGCGCUUCGGCUCGCUGUUCGACGCCGUGCUGACGCUCUUCCAGGUGAUCACCGGCGGCGUCGAUUGGGAGGUGGUCUGGAAGAACCUGGACCCGCUCGGCUGGGGCUUCCAGGGCCUGCUCCUGCUGUACAUCGGCUUCUCGCUCAUUGCUCUGCUGAACGUUCUCACGGCGGUGAUGAUCGAGAGCACGCUGCUGCGGUGCAAGUCUGACCGCGGCUUGGCGGUGCAGAGCGCGAUUAUGGAGAAGAGGGACUACAUCGCCGCCAUGAAGAAGGUGUUCCGGGAGCUCGAUGACGAGGGAAACGGUGAAAUCUCACAGGGGCAGAUGCAGAGGCGCAUGCAGCAGCCCGAGGUCGGUGCAUACUUCAGCCAGUUGGGCGUUGACUCCGACCAGGUGGGCAAGCUGUUCUUCCUUCUCGACAGCAACAAGAACGGGACCGUUGAUUUGGAGGAGUUCAUGCUCGGGUGCUUGAAGCUUCGAGGCGAUGCUACGAGAUUGGACGUCGCCGUGCUGUAUCGUGAGGUCCAGUGGAUGCACGAGGCGCUGGAAAUCUUAGGUAAGCAGCUAAGCAGCUGCUCUCCGAAAGGUGCGAGAAAAACAGCAACAUUUGUCGCUGACGUUGCUGGUGGUCGUGGCAGCAUCUUGCCUGGCGCAGCUAGCGAUUGGGAUAGUGAGUUUGUGAGGUAGAAGCACGCGCUGUUGGCUAAAGUGGUCAAGACCGUUGAGUCGCCCAUGCAGUCGAGGUGGGCACCAUACACACGCAUAUACUUUUGUACAUGUAUAUACAUACAGUUCGUGAUACUCACCUGAGCAUGUAGCUGCUUUCCUUGACGUCUAUGUCUACUAGAGGUCCAUGCGUUCACGUGACGUGCUGUACACUGUCACGCCGCUCUUGCAAGCUGGGAUGUCGUCUCAAUCGGCCGCGUGGGUGUCCGAGAAGGCUUCUUUCCAUCGAAUGCACGUCUAAUGUUGUCGUCGAUCUGCUUUUCUUCCUCCUCCUCCGCUUCCUUCUCUUCCUCCAUUGCUUCCCUCCCCUCCUCUUCUUUUCUACCCUUUUGGCGCCGUCUGGUAGUUUGCUUGACCUGUUCCCGGCGCGUGGGUAGUUUGUUGAUCGUGUUCCCGGCGCGUGAAAAUUGUAUCUCUGCUCGCGCCAAAUGUAAAUGCCUUUUAUUUUCCCCACGCGUCCUACUGGAAGCAUGGCGUACCUGCACCUGACUUGCUCAUUGCCUUUAUUCUGAUGCUUAUAAGCACGCAGAGUCGUAUGCGGUGCUUCUUUCCGGCGGAGUCACUCAGGAUAGUCGCCGGCCGGAUUUCUCGGAGUCAGUGGCUGCGACCUCAUGAGAGCCCGCCCUUUUUUUGGAACUGCCCCGCCUUGCCUGGGAGUGGGCGCGCUGGAAGGCACGCGAAGCCGCGCCGGAGGCACUGACGGUCGCGCGGGGAAAAAUGACGUGUGACCGAGCUGGACCUCAGGCGCGGGUCAACGGGCGCCUGGGGGCGACCGCCGGCUCUUUCCUGUUUUCCGGUGCGGCUUCCUGGGCUGGCCGUUUUGAGCCGCUUGUUGCAGGCCGUGGCCGCGCCUUCGGAGGCGCUGCCUCUCGGAAGAGCCGCUGCAUCAUUCUCUGCCGACUGCCGCUCGAGCGAGCGGGCUGGAAAACGAA
Prorocentrum cordatum is the source of this 2890-nucleotide messenger RNA. The record is from the annotation of a GenBank genome assembly. Lineage: Eukaryota; Dinophyceae; Prorocentrales; Prorocentraceae.